GCGCGCCCCCGCCUCGUCGCCACAGCAACGGCAGGCCGCGACGCCGCAGCAUGUCGCUGCCCGAGCCCCUGAGGAGGCGGCUGGGCUCCUUCAGCCACACUGUUUUCACCGAUAGCCACCGCACCGGCCCGCAAUACCCGGGAGACCGCGCAGAGCCGUGCCAUCUGCUGGGGUAGCCUCCUCGCCCCCCGCCCCGUCGGGCGGGAAGGCUGAAGUGCCGGUCCCAGAAGCCCCGUCGCUCUCCGCCAGAGGAAGGGGCCCUCAGAGUAACCUCGGCGACACAGGUGCCGGCCCUGCGGUGAAAAGCAGAGGUGCCUUUUAGAUGAGGUCUGGUUUCACUGUCAGUCACGUAGUGUGGCUUCAUGGAUGGUGUCUGGGGUAAAAGAACAGUGGCUGCUCUUACCACUCUGCGCUUCACAUUCUGCAUCGUUUCAGGCCUGACACAGGCUUCCUUAAAAUAGGAAGCAGGGAACAGCCUUGUUCCUAAAUGCUGGUAUAGAGAGAACACUCUACACCUGCCUUUUGCAGCUUAAAAUAUUGCAGAUAAAGUCCAUUGUUACUCAUACACCGGGCACUGUGCCUGUGCCCAAAUAAAAAGUAAAAAUGAUUGAUGGAGAACACAGAACAAACAAAAAACUGAGCUAUUGUUUUAAGCUCAGUAGUCCUGCACAGUUAGGAUACCAGAUGCUUAAAGCAAAGAGGUGUACUAAGCUAGAGUUAGGUAGCAAAAACCUUAAGCUUGCAAUAUACCAGCUUUCUCUAAUUUUUCCAAGUCUAUCACGAUGACCGAUAACUGUUCCUUCAUCAUAUUGCCAGUGAAACUUGCAGUUGAACAGGUUCCCUUUUCAUACCUUGAAAGUGAGAGGUACCAUGAAAAUAAACAGUCUGUCUACACAAAAAGGCUAUAGUCAUUUCAACUGGUAUUCAGUUGAACUGAUAUUCAGUUGAAUAUCACCAUUGUGACAGACAGGGGCACAAGACUCGAAUACAGACCGGCAGGUCACAAUGAAUACUUUCUAAACUUGCUCAGGUGGUACCAAGUGAAGACUUCAUUGCGGAAAACACAAGAAAGGAGACUGUUGGUAAUUGAAGUAAAAUGGAUGCAAUAUCAGUUACCUAGAAUAUGGCAAUGAAACUUCACCCAUUAGAAAAUGAAUGAUUCCCUUAGCAUGUCCUUUUAAUUUUUUCCUUAAGUCUAAUCUUGUAGGUCUAUUAUUAAAUCCAAAAUAUAGAAUUUACUGCCUGCAUGUUCAGUAUUUGCUUUUCUCUACAUUGUAUGAAUGCAUUUUGUUCUCUACAGACUUUAAAGGAUAAGUUUUAGUUUGACACAUAUUUGAAGUUGUUAGCUCUUAAGACCUAGAAGAAUUACUGGAUUCUUGCAACAUCACUUCCAUCCAAAUGUCUAUUUAAAGAUGGAAAAUGAAGAGUGCGUAAUGCAAACCUGCUCUCUGGCAGUAAGUACUUACUUAGGACAAUCAUCUACAAAAUAAUGAUAAUCCAGUAUAUACUCAUUUAAACUGUGACCAUUCUUUUAGGAACAGCAAUGAAAUAACCACUAACUCUUUCUGCAAUGUCAGUAUACAGCACUACUUGAGCUAAGCCUAUCAGUCAGAGAUUGUGGAGUAAGCCAUAAGCCACCAGGUAAUCAACAAUCAGACACUCAACUUGAAUAUAUGCCUAAGUGAUAAAAUUCUGUGUCCUGUGAACUGAAAGUUGCCUUAGAUUCCAGGAAAUGGUGUAACUCAAGGUAGGGUAAAAAGUUUACCUCUAGAUUUAUAAAAAUAGUAUUUUUCUUAAUGUUUAAUUUGACUGGGAAGAGUGUUGAUGCACUGCUUGAAGUUAAGACGGAGCAGUAUCUUUCUGUCGCAUUUAUGGAAGGGAAAUAUGGAACACACUAAGAGUGAUAAAGACUUCCCUCUAUCUACAGAUAAUGAAAUAGCUUCCAGUUUACCACUGCAGAUGUCCCUCUAUUUCAACGUUUAUUUUUUCCCAUUUUGGUGGCUCAGCACAGUUGUCAUGCUCCAUCUGAAGUAUCCAGUCUUGUCAGAUUACUACAAGUUCAUCCUGGUCACAAUCAUGAUCCUAGCCUCUCUAAUAGAGAUCAUUCGACUCUACCUGGGAUACAUGGGCAAUCUGCAGGAGAAGGUCCCUGAGCUGGCUGGGUUUUGGCUCCUGAGUCUCCUCCUGCAGUUGCCUAUAAUUCUCUUCUUGCUAUUUAAUGAAGGUCUGAAAAUUCAGCCGCUGGAGCGAGCGGUCCAUAUCAUCUUUGCCCUCUUCCUCACCUUCCAAGUCAUUGCAGCCUUUGUCACCCUGAAAAGAAUGGUAAACAAACUGGCAAGUCACUUCCGCCUUAAUGAAUUUGACCAGCUGGAGGAACAUCCUGUGCCUGAUUUUUACAGCCUAGGUAAAGAAGAGCAAGCAGUUUCCAUGGCUGGUAGGGGCCCAUGCUGACAAGGUUCACCCAGCAAGUGCUGCUGGGGAAUCACACACUGGGGACCUCACAUUACUACAUCUCUGUUUCUAUUUUGUUGGAUCAUUCUUUACCUUCCUAUAUCAGAGAUAUUAAAAAAAAAAAUAGGGAGUAAGCCAAAAUUAAACCUCAGAGAUUGGAACUCUACUCAGCAAGAAAAAUCAAAGCCAAUUAUAUAACUGGCUUGAGUAGACUAUUUAUGGAUUGUUACUGCAUAGGGUACCAACAGAAGGUUUGGAAAAUGUAAACCCCACCAAAGUCAUGUGGGAUUUAAAAAAAAAAAAAAAAGUCUUUUUUCCUCAUUAUUUGCACAUAACUGUUUUGUUUACAAUAAAUCUUUUGUACACAUUU
Messenger RNA from Grus americana (Whooping crane), 2821 nucleotides. It is a transcript of the gene TMEM17, whose product is annotated as transmembrane protein 17. Bases 1825 to 2451 code for a protein of 208 amino acids. Gene Ontology annotation, biological process: non-motile cilium assembly. The transcript has 4 exons. The record is from RefSeq and is a predicted model, not a curated record. Gene Ontology annotation, cellular component: ciliary transition zone. NCBI's taxonomy places the organism in Eukaryota, Metazoa, Chordata, Aves, Gruiformes, Gruidae.